Molecule: messenger RNA, 957 nt
Organism: Haemonchus placei
Lineage: Eukaryota; Metazoa; Nematoda; Chromadorea; Rhabditida; Trichostrongylidae
Source: the annotation of a GenBank genome assembly
AUGAUAAGACGAGAGAAUCGUUUACGAAGAGAAUACAUCUAUCGUAAAAGCCUGGAAGAAAAACAACGUGCCAUAGAGGAGAAACGCGAAAAAAUUAAGGAUGCCUUGGAAAAUAACAAGAAAAUUGACACCGCUCUUCGAAAAGAUGCUAUUGAACUUGCUAAUGGCGCUGAAUGGGGAGGGCAGAUAAUGUCCAUUGACGACGAAUAUCGAUGGGCAGGUACGAAGGAUCCGAAAAUUGUUAUUACUACCAGUCGCGAGCCAUCAAGCAAGUUAAAAGUGUUUGUAAAGGCAGGUUUAAUGAGCCACUUUUGUUUCCGUUGGCUUGGUUACUUGAACAUUCUGUGCAUUGUGUGCUUUAAGGAGAUGAAAUUAGUCUUUCCCAAUGCCCAGCGGUUGAAUAGAGGUCACUACGAUGUUAAACAGCUUGUACAAGCUUGUCGAGCGAACGACGUGACAGACUUCAUACUGUUGACUGAGACUCGUGGAAAUCCUGAUGGCAUGGUCGUUUGCCAUCUACCAUUUGGUCCAACAGCUUAUUUCACUCUGUUCAACGUUGUGAUGCGUCACGAUAUCCCUGACAGGGAACCGAUGAGCGAGCAGUAUCCUCAUCUUAUUUUCCACAAUCUUGAUAGCAAACUAGGACAAAGGUUCACUUCUAUCCUAAAAUACCUUUUCCCUGUGCCCAAGGAAAACUCUAGAAGAGUAAUCACCUUCGCUAAUUUCGAUGAUUUUAUUUCGUUUCGUCACCAUACCUAUACGGUAGUGCAAGGUGGAGAAAUUGAACUGAAAGAAGCUGGACCGCGUUUCGAAUUAAGGCCAUAUGCCAUCAAAUUGGGAACGUUGGAGAAUAUAGCAGCAGCGGAAGAUGAAUGGGUAUUGCGAUCCUUCAUGAACACAUCAAGAAAGAGGCAGUUGUUAAGCAAUAAAGAGGAGGAAAGCGACGAAGAAGACUAG